CCUCAAUACUCUCUCUCUCUCUCUCUCUCACACACACAUUAUAUGCUUUUUCUUACUUCCCUCAACUUUUUUUUCAUAUUUAUUUACGCUUCCAAUUUUCACAAACCAUGUAGUACUAUAUAUAUAUAUCGCUCUUGAUUCAUAUCUUUUAUUGGUACAGUAUUGUGAAAUUGUGAAUGAAAAAAGUUUGAGUAGUAUUGUGGGUUGUUGUAAAAAUGGGUUCCAUAAGAGGGGUGAAGAAAAGAAAGAAAAAAGAUGUCAUUGCAGUUGCAGCAGCAGCAGCAACAACACCAUUCUACUCUCAACCUCAUCACCCUUUUGACUGGUGGUAUCACUUCUCCAACAGAAUCACAGGACCUCUAGCUAAAUCUAAAGAUAGAGAGAAAUUCGAAUCUGUUUUCAAGGUCUCAAGAAAGACAUUCAACUAUAUAUGUUCUCUUGUGGAAAAAGACAUGCUGGCCAAAUCCUCAGGUUGUGUUGAUUUAAAUGGCAAACGCUUAUCUUCGAAUGACCAAGUGGCCAUUGCUUUUAUUAGGCUUAGCUCUGGUGAGUCAUUGACAACCAUUGGCGAUUCAUUCCAGUUGAACCAGGCAACUGUUUCCCAGAUAACAUGGAAGUUUGUGGAAGCAAUGGAAGAGAGAGGUCUGCGCCAUCUUACUUGGCCUUCAACUGAAAUGGAAAUGCAAGAGAUAAAGUCCAAGUUCGAGAACAUUCGGGGCCUUACUAACUGUUGUGGUGCAGUUGACAGUACACACAUAAUGAUGACUUUGCCUAGUGUAGACCCUGAGAGUAGUGUAUGGCUUGACCGUGAGAAGAAUUGCAGCAUGGUUUUGCAAGCCAUUGUGGAUCCGGAUUUGAGAUUCCGUGACAUAGUUACCGGAUGGCCUGGAAGUGUGAGUGAUGACCAUGUUCUUCGAAGCUCCACAUUUUUCAAACUUACUGAAGAAGGGAAGAGGUUAAACGGAGGUAAUAAAAUACUUCCGGAUGAAACAGUGUUGAGGGAAUAUAUAGUUGGGGAUACAGGGUUCCCCCUUUUGCCAUGGCUUCUUACUCCUUAUGAAGGCGAAGGCCUAUCUAAUGUUCAGGUUGAGUUUAACAAAAGGAUUGCUGCAACACAAAUGGUGGCGAAGAGAGCAUUGGCAAGGCUGAAGGAGAUGUGGAAGAUAAUUGGAGGAGUGAUGUGGAAGCCUGAUAAACGCAAGUUACCAAGAAUUGUUCUUGUUUGCUGCAUAUUACAUAAUAUAGUUAUUCAUCUAGAGGAUGAAGUGCAGGAUGAUAUGCCAUUGAGCCGCCAUCAUGAUUCAGGAUAUCAAGAUCAAACUUGUGAAUUCGCAGACGAUACUGCCUGCACUAUGAGAGAGAAGCUGUCUCUCUACUUAUCAGGAAAACUGUCAACUUGAAAGAUCAUUCAUUCUAUUUGUUACAAUCCAAUUGGAGCUAUGUUGAAAUGGAUUUUUACUCCCAAUAUUCAUGUUGGUUACAACUAACUUUGACAAAAAUAAAUAUAGAUAAUUUUGGUUGA
Molecule: messenger RNA, 1522 nt
Organism: Trifolium pratense (red clover)
Lineage: Eukaryota; Viridiplantae; Streptophyta; Magnoliopsida; Fabales; Fabaceae
Product: protein ALP1-like
Exons: 3
Coding region: 216-1400 (394 amino acids)
Source: RefSeq, a predicted model, not a curated record